AUGCCUCAUCGACAAUCAAUGUCAUAUGGAUAUCAAAACUCUUCACGAAUAAUGUCAGGACCGGCUUCUUCGCAACAAGAACCGAUUCCAAUGAUAAUCACCCCUGGACAACCAUUUCAACCAAUACCAAUGACAUCACAAUAUAAAGAUUACUCGCUUAGUUAUAAUAAUUCAUUUAAAAACAAUCGAAUUGCACCGCAACAACCAGAUUAUAAUACGUAUUCACAACCAAAUAAUUUUUUUCGACCUCCAUCAUCAAUACAAUCAACAAAAGCACUUAUUCAACCAUCACAAAUCUAUUCACUAAAACAACCAGCAAUGGAUACGGUCUAUCCAUAUAAUUCGAAUCAAUCAUAUUAUCCUCAAAAUAAAUAUAUGGAAGAUGUACAUUCUGGUAAUCUUAGACAAAAUGAUAAAUCGACUUCAUGUUGCUGGCAACCGUUAUGUUUUGGUUUAACACGUUUAACUGGUGGAAUUCUAUUUGGAACAAUGAUAAUACUUGGUGUUGCAUCAAUCGGUGGUCUUAUUGCUUCGAUUAUUUUAUACAUUGAAGAUUCACAUACAAAUUCACAAUGGAAAAUGUUAGGUAUAGUUGUCUGUUCUGUACUGUUAAUCACAAUACUUGUAACAUUAUGUAUAUUUAUUUAUUGUUACAAACAUGGUCGUAUUGCUAAUAAUAACAAUAAAAAUAGUUUAGCAAUACCAGAAUAUAAUCAAGACAAUGGUUUCGGAAACGCAAAUAAUUAUAACCUACCAUAUGGAACGAUUCAAAAUAUUUCACCUUUCUCAACAACAACUGAAGAUGUCAUUCAAGUUGAAGAUAAACAAACAAAUAUUGAAACAACAAUGGCUCCUUUACGACCAAGAGAUUAUCAACGUGGAGUUUGGCCAGCAAAGAAUGCAUAUGGGGGUUUAUCUUAUCGUCCAUUCGAAAAACCAAAAAUGGUUAAUCAUUUUAUACAAACAUUACCAAAUGAAAUCGAUCAAACAGUGUCACAACGAAAAAACAAUACAAUCAAUGUUGCACCGAGAACCAUUAUUCGACUGCCAGAAAAUCAUCAUCAAUAUGAUGAAGAACAAUAUCCAAGUCGUUUUAUUGAACAAAAACGACAAUAUGGCGUUGUCGAGAAAAUUAUUGAAAGACCAAAACGUCGAUCAACAGAAGAAUAUGUAGAGUUUGUUGAAUUAGCAAAAAACGGUGGAAAACGAAUGGGGAACGGAAGAAAGACACAAAGAUUUAAUAAUGUUUCUGUUAAACGUGUAAAAGCAGUUGAAGAACCAGAUACUGUUCAAGAUGAUUUUAAUACUGAUCAUUUUUAUCAAUAA
Molecule: messenger RNA, 1326 nt
Organism: Rotaria sordida
Lineage: Eukaryota; Metazoa; Rotifera; Eurotatoria; Philodinida; Philodinidae
Source: the annotation of a GenBank genome assembly